This is a messenger RNA of Maudiozyma barnettii, 618 nucleotides long. RefSeq names its product Arf family GTPase CIN4 (gene CIN4). Gene Ontology annotation, cellular component: microtubule cytoskeleton; cytoplasm. Gene Ontology annotation, molecular function: GTP binding; GTPase activity. The transcript has a single exon. Bases 1 to 618 code for a protein of 205 amino acids. The record is from RefSeq and is a predicted model, not a curated record. Gene Ontology annotation, biological process: protein folding. Lineage: Eukaryota; Fungi; Ascomycota; Saccharomycetes; Saccharomycetales; Saccharomycetaceae.
AUGGGGUUACUCACUAUAAUAAAGAAACAAAAACAGAAGGAUAAAGAGAUUAGAUGUCUUGUUAUUGGUUUGGAUAAUUCUGGUAAGUCUACAGUAGUAAAUAGAUUACUUCCGGAGGAUGAGCGUGAGGAAAAAAUCACACCUACCAUUGGCUUCCAAAUAAAAACUUUCACUAUUGAUAAUAAUUUCAAUAUUAAUCUUUGGGAUGUUGGUGGUCAGAACACUUUAAGACCAUUCUGGGAAAAUUAUUUUAACAAGACAGAUGUAUUAAUCUGGUGUAUAGAUAUUAGUUUACCUAUCCGAUUCAAUGAAUCAUUUACUGAAUUAAAGAAUCUAGUUGUGAAAAAUGGCGAUAGAAUCGGUUAUGAUUGCCACGUUGUUGUUAUUUUGAAUAAGAUCGACUUAUUAGAGGAUGAAGAUGAAACAACAAAUAAUUUAAUUUCGAAUAUUGAGAAGCAAAUACAAGAUAGUUUUAAUAGUGAAAAUGGAGGUAAUGUGCAAAACUCCGUCGAUAUAAUUAAUAAAAGAAGAGAAGUUGAUUUCGUUCGGUGUAGUGCAAUUAGUGGUGAAGGCAUUGAUACUAUCAAGGAAGUGAUUGUCUCUCGCAUUUCAAGAUAA